AUGAGCUUCCAACGUUUUAUCACAUUUCUUCUAAUUUCUGCAAUGACUAUUCCACAAACCAAAGCUCAGCUAGGGUUUCUCAGUGGUCUCCUUGGUUCUGUUAGUAAGGUUCGAGGGACUGUGUUUUGCAGUUCCAAUGAUAAUGUGGCUGUCAAAGGUGCAUCAAUCCCUGGUUUUCCAAAUGCUAAAGUACAACUAGUUUGUGGAGGAAAGGAGUUUUCAAAUGCUACAACUGAUGAUGAUGGAAGCUUUUCUAUCAUGAUGGAUCCCUUGCUGUUGGAUCUUUCUUCACUGCUCAAUACCUGCAACUUACGGGUUCCCACCCCUCUCUCCCACUGCAACACAAACCUUCCUUCUUCUGGGGCUCUCAUUUCAACCCUAAACUUUGUUGGGGUCGAUCGUCUUGCCUCUCAAACUGUUGUUAACAUCGUUCCAUCGGGAUUUCAUUACAUGCCCUCCACUUGA
Sphenostylis stenocarpa is the source of this 465-nucleotide messenger RNA. The record is from the annotation of a GenBank genome assembly. NCBI's taxonomy places the organism in Eukaryota, Viridiplantae, Streptophyta, Magnoliopsida, Fabales, Fabaceae.